Messenger RNA from Conger conger (European conger), 3851 nucleotides. RefSeq names its product ribosomal protein S6 kinase a, like (gene rps6kal). The record is from RefSeq and is a predicted model, not a curated record. Gene Ontology annotation, biological process: protein phosphorylation. The coding region runs from base 199 to 2418 and encodes 739 amino acids. The transcript is spliced from 22 exons. Gene Ontology annotation, molecular function: ribosomal protein S6 kinase activity; magnesium ion binding; ATP binding. NCBI's taxonomy places the organism in Eukaryota, Metazoa, Chordata, Actinopteri, Anguilliformes, Congridae.
UCUAUAGGAAUAGCACAGGGACAGGUCUGACGAUCCGUACAUGAUACAGUCUGCUACACUUCAGAUUGACUGUGCAUCAUCAGUAGAACUAGGAAACGUUAUUAGCUAAUCCUCCUCGCAACUGAAAGCCAGGGGGCGGAGGCAACCAGACUGGCCAGUGAAACGAAGAAAUGCAGUCUGAAAUUAGGCAGUAGUACAAUGCCUUUUACUCAACCGCAAGAUUCCUGGCACAAAAUGGAGGUACAUACCGUUAGUAGUGAGGUCAAUGGGCACCAGUCGACAGAGGAGCCAAUGGAGGAAGGGGAGUCGCUCUCGCACUGUGAUGAGGGCGUUUACAAGGAGAUCCCUAUCACCCACCUUGUGAAGGAGGGCUGUGAAAAAGCUGACCCCUCCCAGUUUGAGCUGCUCAAGGUGCUGGGUCAGGGGUCCUUCGGCAAGGUAUUUCUGGUUCGGAAGAUUGUGGGUCCAGAUGCAGGGCAACUGUAUGCAAUGAAAGUACUGAAAAAGGCUUCACUAAAAGUGAGGGACCGGGUUCGAACGAAGAUGGAGCGGGAUAUUCUGGUGGAAGUGAACCACCCUUUCAUUGUCAAGCUGCACUAUGCCUUUCAGACUGAAGGGAAACUCUAUUUAAUUCUAGAUUUUCUCAGGGGCGGAGACGUCUUCACUCGAUUAUCCAAAGAGGUUAUGUUUACAGAGGAGGAUGUGAAAUUCUACCUUGCAGAGUUGGCCCUUGCAUUGGACCAUCUUCACAACCUAGGCAUUGUUUACAGAGACCUGAAGCCUGAAAACAUUUUGCUUGAUGAAGCUGGUCAUAUCAAGCUAACAGAUUUUGGGCUCAGUAAAGAGUCAGUAGACCAGGAUAAGAAAGCCUAUUCUUUCUGUGGUACUGUGGAAUACAUGGCCCCAGAGGUGGUCAACAGGAGAGGACACACCCAAAGUGCUGACUGGUGGUCGCUAGGUGUCCUUAUGUUUGAAAUGUUGACUGGGACUUUACCAUUCCAAGGAAAAGACCGCAACGAAACCAUGAGCAUGAUACUGAAAGCCAAACUGGGUAUGCCGCAGUUCCUGAGCCCGGAAGCUCAGAGCCUUCUGAGGAUGUUGUUCAAGCGCAAUCCAGCCAAUCGCUUGGGGGCUGGUUCUGAUGGGGUAGAGGAGAUCAAAAGACACGCCUUCUUCUCCACCAUCGACUGGAACAAGCUGUUUAGGAGGGAAGUUUCGCCUCCCUUCAAGCCUGCGGCGGGGAAAGCUGAUGACACGUUCUGCUUCGACCCGGAGUUCACUGCGAAAACCCCCAAAGAUUCCCCCGGCGUCCCACCCAGUGCCAAUGCACACCAGCUCUUUAAGGGUUUCAGCUUUGUGGCACCCACCCCCCUGGAGGACAGCAAGGGCCCCUCCCUGGUCAACAUCCUUCCGAUCGUGCAGAUGCAUGGUGGUUCGGCUCAGUUCUCAGACUUGUAUGACCUGAGAGAGGACAUUGGAGUGGGCUCCUACUCAAUCUGCAAGCGCUGUCUACACCGAGUCACUGGCAUGGAGUUCGCAGUCAAGAUCAUUGACAAAAGUAAAAGGGACCCCUCAGAGGAGAUAGAGAUCCUCAUGCGAUACGGCCAGCACCCCAACAUCAUCACUCUGAAAGACGUGUAUGACGAGGGGCGGUUUGUCUACCUGGUGACGGAGCUGAUGAAAGGGGGGGAGCUCCUGGAUAAGAUACUCCGGCAGAAGCACUUCUCUGAGCACGAGGCCAGCGCGGUGCUGUACACCAUCACCAAGACCGUGCACUACCUGCACUGCCAGGGGGUGGUCCACAGAGACCUGAAGCCCAGUAACAUCCUGUACAUGGACGACUCGGGGAACCCCGACUCCAUCCGCAUCUGCGACUUCGGCUUCGCCAAGCAGCUGCGCGGGGAGAGCGGCCUGCUGCUCACGCCCUGCUACACCGCCAACUUCGUCGCCCCGGAGGUCCUGAUGCGACAGGGUUAUGAUGCAGCUUGUGACAUCUGGAGUUUAGGUGUGCUGCUGUACACCAUGCUAGCUGGGUACACCCCCUUUGCUAACGGGCCCAAUGACACCCCAGAGGACAUUCUGCAGCGAAUUGGCAGCGGGAAGUUCUCUCUGAGCGGGGGCAACUGGGACAGCGUGUCUGACACCUCCAAGGAACUGCUGUCUCACAUGCUGCAUGUAGACCCGCACCAGAGGUACGCAGCGGAGCAGGUUCUGAAGCACUCCUGGAUCUCCUGCAGGGACGAGCUCCCGCACCUCCAGCUCACACGCCACGACGCUCCCCACCUGGUCAAGGGAGCAAUGGCUGCUACGUACUCAGCACUGAACCACAAAACAGGCCAGCCGGUGUUGGAGCCUGUGGCUGCCUCCAGCCUGGCCCAGCGGAGAAGCAUGAAGAAGCUCACCUCUACUGACUUGUAGUGAACAACCAAGUCUUCUGGAAGGGGAUUGUGUGUGUGUGUGUGUGUGUGUGUGUGUGUGUGUGUGUGUGUGUGUGUGUGUGUGUGUGUGUGUGUGUGUGUGUGUGUGUGUGUGUGUGUGUGUGUGUGUGUGUGUGUGUGUGUGUGUGUGUGUGUGUGUGCGCCUGCGCAAGUGAAGAAAGGGGCUUGACUGGGUCUUCGUUCUUUUAAUUUAUUUGUCCACUUUUACCCCGGUCCCUAACCUGUGCACUUGCCCCUUCCCUGUGCAGUGUCAUUCCAGAACCCCAUAAUGCACCUGACAUCAGGGAGACAACCUUUGCCGUCACAGACCGUGGAAACCUAGAGUCCUUUGCAUUUUUGCAAAUAUACAGUGUCCGUUUUUUUUUAUUGUUUCUUCGUUUAUUCAAUGGUCAGCGAUGGCCCCUUGGUACAGAGUGAUAACACCAGCCCACAUUCUCCUUUCACUGUGACCGGCCAGCUUGAAGCUGCUUCUGUGAACUCUGGCCUGCGAGCUUCCAGGCUGUUCUCUCUCGGCCUUGCACGUGCUCAGGUCUGCACUUUUAAGGGACCGUCUCCCUCUGCGUCCUUCUCCUGAAAGCUCCUCGCUUGAAUUUGGUGGGAGCUUUCUCAAGGAUGCAGUGAGCUCGUUGCGAGCCAAAUACAGCACUUUGGAGAAAGGUCUGCGGUGGGUUACAGUCCACAAAGUUACGUUUGUGACUUUUCUGGGGCAUGUGUCAAAAAAAGGGUAAAAUGUCUAACGUGUGGCCUUGAGUGAUGAAGAAAGGGAGAUGUUUCUGAAUUUGUCUGUGAUUCAGCAUGAAACUACUCUGUUAAAUGCCUGGAAACCGUUUCUUUCUUUCAACAAGUAUUGGAGAAGAAAAAAAAAUCAAGCGUUGGUUUGAUGUUCUCAGUGUUUUAUUUCUCCAAACAAAGAUGUUCAUUCAUAAUGAGCUGUAUGCUUCUUCCAGUUUGCUCUAGAGACUUGGCAGAGUGUUGCUUUCCCAAAUUUGUGUGAUCUCUCUCAUUUUAUUUUAUUGCUUCUUCCUGAAUAUUUUCUUCUCAUUCCAAAGCCAAUAUUCUCAAUGUCAUUUUGGGCUGUUAUUUUACGAUGUAUAUGGCAACAAAAAAAGAAGAAAAAACUACAUUGCAACAAGUAAAAAGCUAAUUUUGAAAAGGUCAGAGAAUGUGACAGUUUUCCUGGUGAGGUAUGUGUUGUAGGUGCAGUGUCAUUGAUGAGGAGUGAAAGUCAUAAAACCCGAAUCUGGGCAUGGACAACCCACUUAGCUGCAAGAAGCCAAACCUUCUGCUUUGACAUCUUGAAUCUGUUUGAAAACAUUGUGGAAAUUGUAUCAUAUUGUAUUUAUUUCAUUUAAAAAUUCUAUUUUCCUUUUAAGGUCUGUAUAUAUUAGCAUUAAAGAUCAUUAUUGAUGUACA